AUGGCGAGAACGCCGGUUUAUUUUUUGAGUCAUGGUGGGCCGAAUAUCAUGUAUGAUCAUGAGCACCCGGCGUAUCACAAGCUGGGUGAGAUAGGGAAGGAAAUUACUACCAAGGUGAAGCCGCGCGCGGUGGUGGUUUUCUCGGCGCAUUGGCAGGCGGGAAGGGAUACUAUCCAGGUUAAUACGGCGGAGAUUACGGAUUUGAUUUAUGACUUUUAUGGCUUCCCUAGUCAUUACUACAAGGAGAAGUAUCCUAAUGUUGGGAGUCGGGAGGUUGCGAAUAAGGUCCUCGAUGCGUUGAGCCAGGCGGGGAUUAAGGGUGAGGGGGUGAAGAGAGGCCUUGAUCAUGGUGUGUGGGCGAGUUUCAAGUGCGCUUUUGAGCCUGAGAAGAACCCUCUGAAUGUCCCUGUUGUGCAGGUAUCGCUGUUCAAAACGGAGGAUCCGAUCCAGCAUUACCGACUUGGUCAGGCGGUCUCGAGACUCCGUGAGGAGAACAUCUUGAUCAUCGUAUCCGGUAUGGCGGUGCAUAACCUGCGCGAUAUGCAAUUCACCUGGGGUGACCCGCGGCCUUUGCCGUAUACUGCCAGCUUCGACGAAGCUCUGAAGGAGGCGGUCACGAAAGCGCCAGCGGAGCGAGAACAGGCCAUGGCAGAUUUGCUGAAACGGCCGGAUGCUCGGCAGGCACACCCGUAUUUCGACCACCUGCUUCCGAUUCAUAUUGGAGCCGGAGCUGCGGGCGAUGACGUUGGAAGGAGACUGUGGACCUUGAAGGAGGGAAGCAUGAGUUGGGCGCAAUAUAGAUUCGGCGAGAUCGCCAACAGUACUAGUUCUUUGUAG
Molecule: messenger RNA, 837 nt
Organism: Aspergillus neoniger CBS 115656
Lineage: Eukaryota; Fungi; Ascomycota; Eurotiomycetes; Eurotiales; Aspergillaceae
Product: DODA-type extradiol aromatic ring-opening family dioxygenase
Exons: 4
Coding region: 1-837 (278 amino acids)
Molecular function (GO): zinc ion binding; oxidoreductase activity, acting on single donors with incorporation of molecular oxygen; ferrous iron binding
Source: RefSeq, a predicted model, not a curated record